This is a messenger RNA of Notechis scutatus (mainland tiger snake), 6618 nucleotides long. The record is from RefSeq and is a predicted model, not a curated record. Lineage: Eukaryota; Metazoa; Chordata; Lepidosauria; Squamata; Elapidae.
UAUGGUCGUGGGCAGCUACGCGGGCCGUUCGAGGGCAGCGGCGGGAAGCCGAGCCGAGCCGAGCCGGGCAGCCAUGGCCAAAGUGUGGCAGCAUCCUUAUCUGAACAUCUUUAAACAUUUUAAAGUAGAAGAAUGGAAAAGAUCUACCAAGGAUGGGGAUGUGACAACCUUUAUGGACAAGACUUUGAAAGGGACAGUGUAUCGCAUUAGUGGUGCUGUUCCGGCCAGCAACUACCUCCAGCUUCCCAAAACUGGCACCCAAUCUUUGGGUCUCACUGGUCGCUAUAUCUACAUCCUCUUCAAACCUGCACCAGGCAAAUAUUUUGUGGUGCAUCUGGAUGUGGCCACUGAGGACAGCCAAGUGGUCCGCAUUUCAUUUUCUAACCUCUUUAAAGAAUUCAAGUCCACAGCCACAUGGUUGCAGUUCCCAUAUAUUUGUGGGGCAGCCCGUGGGUCGGUCUAUGAAAGUACAGCCAAGACGUCUAAGCGAGAUCUGGUGGGCCUCGCCCCCAGCAACGUGCGGUGGACGUGCUUAAUCCUGGAUCUCCGCCACGUUCUCGGCCUCUACCUGAACAGAACCUACAGUCACCUCAAAAGCGUCAAGCUGUGCUCCAACCUGUCGGUGAAAAACCUCUUCACCAGCGAUUUGCUCUUUGACCCAGCGUUGACUUCUUCUGAGCCUCACCAUUCCAAGAUGGCAUUGCAUGGUUUCUCUCCCAUGCCUCGGGAAAUGGCAUUUCCUGUGCCCAAAGGAGAACUAUGGCACGAUCUCUAUGAUUACAUUCGGUUCCCUUCUGAUGAAUCCAAAAUGCCAUAUGACUCUAUUCAGAAAAGCACUUUGAAUUCCUAUGCUGGCACCUCCGAGCAACUCACACACCAGCAGGCACUGCAAGCUCCAUGUCCUGAGGUCUUUCUUCUUUGCUUUCCUUCCCUCUUUUCAACCGGCUGUCCCAAAGACGAGCCAGUGACCCAGAUUCCCAAGGACGUGUCUCUGAGCAAGCCAGUGCGGGACCGGGUGUCUCUCAUCCAGCAAAUCACCAGUCCCAAAGAGAUGCCUCGACAGUCUCCCCUUCUUACCAAGCACAUCCCCAAGAUUCACCCAUCAAGGUCCGAGCCUGUGUGGACAUCCUGCGUUGUGGACCAGAGCCUGAGAGAAGGGUCACGGGCCAGAGGAGAUUCCUGUUUUCCCCCCUCUUCGAUGGACGAUGGCAGCAUUCAUGUUUACGCCCACAACAAUGGGGACGACGCAGUCCGCGCGGUUACCAUUGACUCUGACGAGAACCAAUAUAUGCCGACAGCAGGGCCGAAGACCAUCUCUGCCAAGAGUUCUGUUCCCUGCACGACGCUGCUACCGGAUCCAAUUCUGAAGCUAAAGAAGAUUAUUGGGUUUGGGGGUUGCAGCACCAAAUGGGCAUUGUGGGCUUCCGGCAGUUCUGUAGUUGUUUACCCUUGCCACGCUCUGAUUGUAGCCAUAACAAUUGAUUCUGGCAAACAGAGGUUUUUUGCUGGCCACACCGACAAGGUGGCAGCACUGGCGUUCAACAACAAAAGCACUUUGCUGGCAUCCGCGCAGAUGGGAGAAAUGAGCGUAGUGCGUCUCUGGGACUUCCCAAGUGGGAAGUGCCUUUGCGUGUUUAAAACUGGGAUCCAUUCCAUCUCGUGCCUCAGUUUUUCAUACAGUGGAAAUGUCCUUUGUGGCACCGGGAAAGACAAACGUGGGAAGACGGUGGUGGUGGUGUGGAACACCAUCCAGGUGAGCCGUGGAGGAGAGGUGGUCAUGCUGGCCAAAGCUCACACAGAUGUGGAUAUCCGGGCCUUCAAGAUCGCCUUUUUUGACGAUACCAGGUUUGUUUGCAGCAGAAGUGGGCAUGUUUUAGAAAUUGACUACAAGAAUGUCACUGUCAAAAAUGUCCGUCGCCUUUUGCCCUUGGAGACGGGACCCGCUCCUCAGCGAGAGAAGCAAGCUUUUAAUUCAGGUCCUGGGAUAUCCCUAAACAGCAUCUGCCUCUCUUCAAGUUUCUGUGCCACUGCCUCUGAUGAUGGCUACCUGCGCCUAUGGCCAUUGGAUUUCUCAGAAGUCUUCCUGGAGGCAGAGCACAACAAUCCAGUGAGUUCGGUUCGAAUCAGCCCAGACAACCUGAAGGUUUUGUGCACCACUGCCACCGGGAACGUGGGCUGCCUGGACAUCCAGUCGAGGAAUUACUGCACGAUUAUGCGAUCCCACGUGGGCACGGUCUUGGCGUUUUCAGUGGACAGUUCCCAGAAACAGCUGGCGACGGUGUCCGAAGACAAUACCAUUCGCAUCUGGAAUGUCGAAUCUAUGCAGCAGCUUUAUGAAUUCACGGCCUCCGAUGAAAUCCCGUGCGCUGUGGCUUUUCAUCCCUCGCAGCCUAUUUUUGCUUGCGGCUUUGACACUGGCGUGGUCAGGACCAUCAGCUUGGCUGCCUCAAGACUACUAGAAGAACACAAGCAGCACCGAGGACUGAUCACAGGUCUGACCUUCUCUCCAGACGACCAUUUCAUGUACAGUUCCUGCACACAUGGGACGCUGAGUCUUUAUAACUGUGCCGUCCAGAAAAGUCACACUGUCCGAGUGUUAGCUAAUGUGGUGUCCCAAGACGCUGACCAUGGUCCUGACGCUUUGUCCGUCAGUUGCGACGGACGUCUCUUGGCCUUUGUGGGGCCUUCCAAAUACAUCGUCACCCUCAUGGACGCCCAUACUCUGGAUGAGCUACUAAGAAUCGACGUGAGCAUUCUGGAUCUGGACAGCACGGCCCUGGAUGUUGCAUUGAGACUUUGCUUCGCCCCUUUUCCUCUCGGCCCUCUUUUGGUGUCAACCUCCUCCCAGAAAAUCCUAGUGCUGGAUGCCAAGUCUGGACGCUUAAUCCGAGUGGUCCCUCAAGUUCACAGACAGUCCUGUUCUUCUCUAACGCUGAGUCCCGAUGGCCGGUAUGUUCUCACAGCCGGUGAUAGAACUAUCAAAGUGUGGGAUUAUGAAAUGAGAUUUGAUGUCAGCUGCCAGGUGUUCAUCGGUCACUCUGAACCAAUACAGCAGGUGAGGUUCACUGCUGACCAAAAACAGGUCUUCAGUGUUGGAGACGCCAUCUUCCUUUGGGAUUUCCUAGGUGUCUUUGCAGAGGAGUCCUUCAGGGAUGAGACCGAUUCUCCUGGGCCCUUAGUGGUUCUUCAAGUUGACCCUAAUUUGGAGAAGGUACAAAAUUCACCUCCUGGCUCCAGUGAUGCCCCCCGCCAGCUGGUUCCUUUGCCUACCGUGGUGUCUCCUCCAUGUCUGGAUCUCAGCGCUCUCCACCGACUGGUGGAGCAGGACACUUGGUCUGACUCUGAAGAAGAAAGAGAAGCCUGCUUGAAAGGAAAGAAUGGGGAAGCUGUUAACGGGACUGCUGGUCACUCAGUUCUUGUGCUGAAUGACAUUAUCCAACAUGAAGGGCCUCUGCCUGUGAAACCUGACCUCACUCCAAUUUGUUCAAGCCCUCACAGUCCUGCAGGAAGUGACAGAGGAAAAGAAACAAAAGGGUCGUUACCCCAAAAUAUCAUCCGGCCAGACUGCUACCGGCACUUCAUACCCCGUUUCAAAUCUUCUGCACCUUCCAAGGUCUUUUCUUCUCCAACUGCUAACGAGACUCUGAAGCUGAAAGCUGUGAUUGGCUACAAUGGGAACGCCCGAGGGAACAUGGUGUGGAACCCUGACACAGGUUUCUUCGCCUACAGCUGUGGUUGUGUGCUGAUUGUGGAAGACUUGCACUCUGGAUCCCAACAGCAUUGGCUGGGUCACCCGGAGGAGAUUUCAACCUUAGCUCUCAGUCAUAAUGCCCAGGUUCUGGCCUCGGCCUCUGCCCAAGGUGGGGGAGACCGGCGGUGUCAAAUGUGCAUCUGGAACGUACAAAAUAGGACUUGUGAAAAAAUCCUCUUUCAUCACGAAAACCAAGUGCAAGCCAUGGCAUAUUCUCAAGACGACCGCUUCCUUGUCACGCUAGGAGAUUAUGUAGACAGAGUCGUUGCCUUGUGGAACUCCCAGACUUACGACCUCGUGUCCUCCACCCGUCUUGCUGAACCUGUACACGACCUGGCCUUUAAUCCCCUUUCCGUGGGACAGCUUGCCUGCGUGGGGAAGGGAGCUGUGACCUUCUGGCUGAUGAAGCAACAGGGCUCGGACAUCAGCCUCAAGGUCCAGCGAGUCCCUGUUCCUGAUGCUCUUGCUGGGGUGGAGCUCACAUCCAUGUGCUACAGCUCUGGUUGUCUACUUUACACUGGGACUAGCACAGGGCAGAUUUGCAGCUGGGACACGGAGACCAAUUGUUGCUUCAUGACUUGGGAGGCUGUGGACGGCGAGAUUGGAGUACUUCAGUGUCGCCAUAACCGGCUGGUCAGUGGCAGCAAUACCAAGAAGAUCCAGAUUUGGUCAGUGGCCGCAGUCCAAGAGCUGAGAGUCAAAGGAUCUGAUGCCAGAUCUAACUCCGUUCUCUUGGAGCAGGAAAUCACUCUCGAUGGGACCAUUGUGAGCGCCGCUUUUGAUAAUGACAUGGACAUGGGCAUUGUGGGAACCACCGCAGGGACCUUGUGGUACAUCAACUGGACAGAGAACACCAGCAUCCGGCUAAUCAGCGGCCACAAGAACAAGGUGAGUGAGGUGGCCUUCAGUCCCGGAGAGUCUCAUUUUGCCACCUGCGCGGAGGACGGAAGCGUCAGGGUUUGGUCCCUGGCUAGCUUGGAGCUGGUGGUGCAGUUUCAAGUGCUCAAUCAGAGUUGCUUGUGCUUGGCCUGGAGCCCAGUGCCCACCUCCAUCAAUGGGCUCGAAAGCCAACAUAUUGUGGCGGGCUAUAGCGAUGGCACCAUCCGCCUAUUCAGCAUUUCCUGGACGGAGAUGGAAUUGAAAAUGCACCCGCAUUCCGUGGCCGUCAGGGCACUUGGAUAUUCUGCAGACGGGGAAAUCAUCCUAUCAGGAAGCAAGGAUGGAUUGAUUGCCAUUAAUAGCCCACGUACAGGGAUGACCAUCAGAGUCCUUACUGACCACCGACCUUCGGCCAUUAACGUUAUCCAGUGCACCAGAAAACCGUACACCGAACUUGGGACUGAAGGAAGCGAUCUUUGGCUGGCCUCCAGCAGUGAUCGACGUGUCAGUGUCUGGAUUUCUGACUGGUCGAAGGACAAAUGUGAGAUCAUUGAUUGGUUAAGCUUUCCAGCCCCCACAGGUCCUGAGAUUCCCAGCCCCCUACCUCCUAGCCUGGCAGCGUUUUGCCCUUGGGAUAAAAGUACUAUUGCUUACGUCGGCUUUGGGUUGCAGAAAGAGAUCCUCUUCUACAGCUUGCAGCAGAAACAGGUCAUCGAGAAGAUUCCCUUGCCUUCCUUUGCCACUUCACUCAGCCUGUCUCCAGUUGCCUGCACCAUAGCUGUUGGCUUCAGCGAACGGAUGUUGAGGCUGAUUGAUCGCGCAACAAAGACCUCGGAGGACUACGCGGGCCACAACGACACCAUUUGCCUCUGCAGAUUUGCCCCCUCCGGGAAACGCCUCUUCACAGCCUCCUACAAUGAGAUCCUGGUGUGGGAAGUCCAGAGCAGCUCAGCAAAGUAGCUUGAUCAGGCCGUCUGAAACAUGAGCCAAAAAGUCUUGGUCGGAUGUUAUGGGAGAUGGCUGAUUCUCACUGGCUCUCUGACCCAAUACAGUUGGCAGAUACAUCAGUUGCAAGAGAGCUCCUUAUCACCUCUGAGAUUGGCAGGUGGCAUCUCUCCAGGCAUCUCUCCUUCUUAAAAGUGGGGUGAUUUUCAGAAUCAGUGGGCCAAGCCGCUGAUUUUAAUAACCGAUUUCCAUACCUGUGAUGUCCUGUACAAGAAUGUGUGAAUUUUAAGUAAUAUGCCAACCUCAGCUAAAGUGUCUGGCCCAGAGAAGGUCUGUUGUAUUGCAGUUGGUUUUGUUCCCUUUCUUUUUAAUAGCAUUGUCAAAUGUAUAUAUGUAUAUUUCUCUACAUAUUUUUCUACAACGAAAAUAACUUUUUAAAAAAAUCAUCAUCCUCCUCCUCCUCUCCCAGAACUCGGUUUUGAUUUUAUAGUUUUGUAGUUGCUGGUUACACUUUCAAGUGAACUUUUAGCUGAGAAGGAAUGCCUCCGGUUUUCUCACUAACAGAAUCACAAAAAGCGAUUUUAAAACAAAACAAAACGAAAAAGAAACACCGCUGAGGGUUAACUGCUGAGUACGCUUUAAAAGUACAGGUUUACCUUUUAAAGAAUGUAUUUUAAAGAUCAGGAACUUUCCAGGCUCGUUUGAUACUCAGAAUUUAUAAAGAUAAUGAGUUUUGUUUUUAGAAUGCACGAAACACAAGUUUGUUCCUCAGGUAGUGUGAUCUGAUACCAGCAGUUCAACAGGUAUUUCUUUCCUUUCUUAACCUCGGCCUCUAACAACAGAAGAAACAACAUUCACAUUGCACUUGUUUUUGUUUGUAAUUUAUAACGAAAGAAAAGAAUUGGACUUGUUUAAAUUUUUUUAAAAUUUCAAAUAAACGAAUAGUUUUAUGUGUUCAACCUCUGCCGCUUUCUCUUGUUCCAGAAGUUAAGACAAUUCAGCAAAAUGCUCUUUCAUACAACCCCACCCCCAAAACCAGCCCC